GCAACAGGCCCAUCCAGUCAUGCAUGCCAUGCCGAUACUCACUAGCGCUGCGUCGACCGCAUCGUCGUCGGCGCCGCCGUUCUCGUCGCCGCGGACCCGCUCACGUCCGCGGUCGAGGUCGCGGUCGCGAUCACGCUCCCGCUCUCGCUCCGGCUCGAGCGACGAGCCGGCCACCGGCGGCGAUCGCGACCGUAAUCGCACCCACGACCGCACUCAUCCACCCGUCGCGCCACGUGGCCGCGCCUCCCGCACUGCACACACCCAGAGUCUACCCACGGCGGCGCCCAGUGGCGUCGGGAACGACAGCAUUGGCGCUAGCCUCCCGGAGGCUGGGGCCGGAGCUGGAGCUGGAGCGGGAGCUGGAGCGGGAGCUGGAGCCGGGGCUGAAGCCGGAGCUGGUGUGGCAGCGGCUUCCGGUGGCCCCACAGUCGGCGCCAUCCCGAUGCCGGUGCCGGCCAUGCUCACCACAGUGGCGCCGCUGCCGUCGCCGACCGCCACAGACGCACUUGCCAGCCUCGCGCCUGCCACCGGCGGUCGAGCCGGCGGUGGCAGAAGCGCAGCGGUACCCAGCCGGACACGGCAGGCAGUCGGUCAUGGACAGGCGACGGAAGCGCGGACGCACGGUCACAUUGAGAGCUCCAGGGCUGGGUCGUCGCGGCGCGAGCGCGAGCGCGACCGUGACCGUGAGCGCGAGCGUGGAGGGCGCGGGCCGCGAGCUUCGCGGAGCGGGCGGUCGUCGCGGAGCGGACGGCGGCGGUCGCGAGCUUCGCGGAGCGGGCGGUCGUCGCGGCGUGGCGGGUCGUCGCGGCACCGGCGUGAGACCGACGAGUCGGACGAGGGCUGGGUCUGCCAGGAAAUUUCACCGGCGGCGCUCAAAGUUGUGCCUGUCGGCUUGUUUGCGGCGGUCAAGGCCAACGCAGCUGACCUCCAGGCGAGCCUCGCCAAAGAGUGUGUGGCGGCUGCGUCCGGCGAGAGCAGUGCCUCCGCGGCGCAGCGCAAGGUUGACAUGCACACGCUCAUUCUCCUCGCAUGCCAAGAAAACCACGUGACGGCGCUGCGGGCGCUCCUUGACUGCAACAUGGUCGACUUGCAGGCACCAGUUCCGUGGCCGGCCAUCUACGUGGCGGCGCAGAACAACGCGCUCGAGUGCGUGCGCGAGCUGUUGCAUCGGGGGGCGGCGGUUGACGCGGUGACGGAAAAGGGCGUGACGCCGCUGUACGUGGCGUCGAAGCGCGGGUUCUCGGACGUGGUGGCCGACUUGCUUGCGGCCGGCGCCGAGGUCGACCGCACCUACGACCACGGGUGGUCGUCGCUCUGCGUCGCUUCGCGCUACGGACGGCUGGAGGUGGCCAAGCUGCUCAUUGCCGCCGGCGCUCAGGUCGAUGUCUCGUACGUUGACGGAUGGUCGGCGCUGUACGCCGCGGCGCGGGCCGGGCACCUCGACGUGGUCAAGCUCCUGCUAAAGCACGGGGCGUCGAUCGACCGGCGCAAGACCAACGGAACGACUGCGCUCUGGGUUGCCGCCCGCGACGGGCACGAGACUGUUGUCCGCCACCUCAUCGAUCACGGAGCCGACGUCAACAAGAAGGACAAGGACUCUUGGACGCCGCUGUACACGGCGGCACGCGAGGGCCACUACGCUAUUGUGCUGUACUUGCUCGAGAAGGGCGCUCAGGUCAACACCCAGACGGAGACCGGGCUCACACCGCUCAUUGCAGCCGCCGAAAAGGGCCACCUUAACGUGGUCAAGAUCCUGCUUGCGUACGGGGCGUCGGUUCAAAUCACGGCGGCCGACGGCACGUCGGCCAUGUACUCUGCGGCACAGAAGAACCACGUGGACAUUGUGGCUGUCCUCCUCGAGUCGAACGCGCCGCCGGACAUCUCGCACCGCGAGGGCACGACGCCGCUGUCGACGGCAGCCAAGGAAGGCAACCUUGAGGUGGUCAAGCUCCUGGUCCGCCACGGAGCCAAGGUCAACCGGACUGGGCACGAAGGCACGACGCCGCUACUCUACGCCGCGUACGACGGGCAUGACGAGGUUGUUAACUACCUGCUGCAGGCCGGCGCCGAUCCGAACCUCUCCAAGGAGAACGGCGUGAGCACGCUGUAUGUGGCGGCGCAACGUGGGCACACUAAGAUUGUGCGGACGCUCAUCGAAGCUGGCGCCAAGGUGGACCAGGCGUACAACGGCGGGUGGCCGGCGCUGUGCGUGGCGGCACGGUACGGGCGGGCCGAGGUUGUGCGCCUUCUUGUCGAGGCCGGCGCGGCUAUCAACGCCACCUACGUUGGCGGGUGGUCGGCGCUCUACGCUUCGGCGAGGGCAGGACAUGUUGAGGUCGUUCGCAUCCUGCUCGAGCACGGGGCGUACCCAAACCAGCCAAAGGAGAACGCGACGACACCGCUUUGGGUCGCAGCCCGCGAGGGCCACACCUCCGUCGCCGAAGAGCUCAUCAAUGCCGGUGCCGACGUCAACGUCUGCGACUCGACAGGGUGCUCGGCGCUGUACGCCGCCGCCCGUGAGGGCCGCGACGCGGUGGUCAAGCUCCUUGUGGAGCGCGGCGCUGAGGUCAACCGCGCCAACCACGACCACACCACGCCGCUGUACGUUGCGGCUUACGACGGCUGCGGCGCAGGACGGGGCGACGCCGCUUUUGUGGCGUCGCAGCAAGGCCACGCCGCUGUUGUGCGCGUUCUCCUCGACCCGUACCAUGCCUCGGUCGACGCCACACGCCUUGACGGCGCCACGCCGCUCUUUUUUGCGGCGUACAACGAGCACACCGAUGUGGCCAAGCUUCUUCUCGCCCACGGCGCGUGCGUUCAGCUGGCGACGCUCACCGGGCUCACGCCGCUCGCUGCCGCCGCCCGCAAGGGCUCGCAGGCCAUGACCGAGCUCCUCCUCGCGUCGAUGCAUCGGACGGCGCUAGCGGCGGCACGGCGCGGUGCGGCCAACAGCGAGGUAGCACGGCGCGAAGCCAGCAGCACGCAGGCGCUUACACGCGGUGCACCCAACAAGGCUGCGCUUGCUGCCUCACACGAGCUGUUUGAGGGCAUUCGCUACGCGCGCAUGCACUCGGAGCUUGAGAACUCGAUCAUCGACUAUCUCAUCGACCCGGCGACGCCGGUCCUCAUCCAGCUCAUGGGCUCGCACCCGGUGCUGGAGCGGGCAGUCCGGAUCCCGAACCGUGACUGGAACGCCCUCGCCCGCACCUGCCGCAAUCCGAUCCAGGCACUGGCGCAGGCGUCGGGCGUGCCGCUGGAAAUCUGGAUCGUCAUCGUCCUCCCUCUGCUGGGCAAUCCCGUGAUGGAGGACGAGGACGUGCCGCGGACGUUCCGCGGCACCGUCCUGCAGGCCAUGUCCGAGCCACUGCUCUCAGUCCCAUCGAUGGCCACCAUGUUUGAGCACUUUAUUCCGCCGUGGUGGCAGACGGUCGGACAGGGCAAGAGCUACACCCACACGGCCCAGCGCGCGGCGUUUGCUCUCAAGCUCCGCCACUUGGCGCGGCUCGAAGGCAAGGCAUAA
Thecamonas trahens ATCC 50062 is the source of this 3520-nucleotide messenger RNA. RefSeq lists its product as uncharacterized. The transcript is spliced from 2 exons. The coding region runs from base 20 to 3520 and encodes 1166 amino acids. Gene Ontology annotation, molecular function: protein binding. The record is from RefSeq and is a predicted model, not a curated record. NCBI's taxonomy places the organism in Eukaryota, Apusomonadida, Apusomonadidae.